Messenger RNA from Anneissia japonica, 1923 nucleotides. RefSeq names its product transmembrane protein 70 homolog, mitochondrial-like. Gene Ontology annotation, cellular component: mitochondrial membrane. The transcript is spliced from 2 exons. The record is from RefSeq and is a predicted model, not a curated record. Lineage: Eukaryota; Metazoa; Echinodermata; Crinoidea; Comatulida; Comatulidae. Gene Ontology annotation, biological process: mitochondrial proton-transporting ATP synthase complex assembly. The coding region runs from base 70 to 801 and encodes 243 amino acids.
CAACCUGGUAUUUUCGUGGAUGGAUGUUUUGGCUUUGAUGAGCACAUUUUUCUUUAUUUAAUAGUUUCAAUGAUGAUAAAUAUUUGUCGGAUAUCUAUCCGAAGGUCAAUACUUCCUUCUGCCAUAAAGUAUGUUGGCGUUACGAAACAAAAUGUAUUCGCUGAUCUUGUUCCAAUGGCCAAAUUCAGUAUAUGGCAUACAAGCCAUUGUAAAUAUUUUAGUCGAUCAUCGUUUUUGAAUCAAAAUGAACAACAGUUCUGCCGUCCAAUCAGCACCAGUUCAUGUCGCACAUUCAUGUCCAAUCAUGAGGUAUCAGAAGGAGCUAAAAUUUACCAUGGUGGAAUAUCAAAGAGAGUGCGAUUUGUCAAAUUCUUCUCAGCAUCAACCAGUAUCUGUAGUCUGGCUCUCUUCCCAGCCCUCCUGCUGAGCAAUGAUACAGGCGGAUUUGGGAUUUUAGGCGUAGUUGCCGGAUCGAUGGCCUCUGUUAUGUUCUUCACUCCAUUUUUUCUCCAUUACUUCACAAAAGGCUAUGUUACAAAAAUGUUUUUAAACUAUGAAACGAAUGUGUACACGGCAUAUACCAUCAGUUUCUUGUUACGGGAUCUUAAACAUGAAUUCCAUCAGAAGGACGUCCAAGUACCGAGCGUGGCAAAUUUGUUUACAUCUUUUAAAGCUAAUGGGAGAUCGUUCAUGGUGGAUACGCAGAGUUUUAACAGUGCUAAUGACUACGCUCAUCUGAUGGGGUAUGACAAGCUGCCUGAUAUGGACAUGUCAGAACUUCUCAAUGAUAAAGAGAAAUGAUAAACAUAUCAAUUACACUAAUUGUGAUCAGUAAAUCAUUCUAUUGUCUAAAACAAAUACAGUGUUCGCAUACUAGAACAUACUGUGUACACAUAGAAUAUAGCACUGCUAUAUAACUAAAAGUAUUCAAUGUCUUCACAACAGUGUUGCAUAGAAAAGUGUGCAUCCAGCCAAAUUGCUGUGCAGACAUUUAAGAGUUUGCCAUUGGAGGCAGUUGUAGUAGAACAACUCACAAGCCUGCUGAAUUGCAUAGAGAAUUGGUCUACUGUGCAGCAUAGGCUUAGCCAGCGAGCCGUCUAUUGGACGGCCUACAAUUAUUUAGGGCGGCCACUUUUAACGCGACAGCUUGGUCUAAUCAGCUCAGCCUAGCCUAAUUGGGCCUGGUCUACCUUUAGUAAAUACUUUAUAUUCUUCAAAUCUAAUGAAUUUUACAUAAAACUAAAGCUAAAUCAUAUUUACGUUUGAUAAAAACAGCAUUUAUUGAUUGACUGUACAUUGAUUUCGAAAGGUCCACUGAUUAAUCUCAGAUAAGAAAGUAUAAUACAUACUCCAAGUAUUGAAAUAUACGCCAUCGUUUUGGGAUUCAAUAUUUCGACAUUAAUUAUGUCAACAUCAGGAAAGUACAUUGAUUUCGUUCCAGUAUUCAGUGAGGAUUCCCAAAGAUGGUCGUGGCCCGCCCAUCGGGUCAGUGCCACAUCCACUGGCUUUCAUUUUGGAUGGCCUAUUACGUUUUUCUGUCUAAACCCCUGCUCCUAUGCAGUCAUAGAAACUUAUAUUUAUUACCGUGAUGGAGACAUUUACGAUUUGAAAGCCAAAUAAUGAUACAAAACAAUGUAUAAAUAUUUCCAUAACAUAAAUUUAAUAUGAAAUAAAGCAAGUUCAGUUGAUUGGAACAUAUUAUCUAAUUGUCUUAUUAGCAAUGAACAAAACAUCAUACAACAAAUUUAUAUGACCACAUUUGUAACUUUUGGUUUCAAAGCAGCUGUUAUGUUACUUUAAUACUAUAAUAAACAUCGUGUACAUCAGUCUUAAAAUUUAAUUUUGAUUGGAUGUUAUUUUAUGUAUGGAUGGAAUUAAGACAGUAACAUCAUAAUUAAUUGAUUAAAUACUGGUGUAACAAUA